UAUUCUAUUAUGUGUGGUCUGUAUGAUUCUGUAUUGCUGUUCUGCUGAGAUCAUUAUCUGCCAUGUUUACAAUACCAGCAAAAGUUGUUUUUAAAAGGUAGUGGGGAAGUAUAUUAGCGGUGCACUGCAGUCCAUUCCCCAUAGUGUGUAGUGAAAGCGGUGCAACACUGAUAGUCUUCCCCACCUCACUUCUCCACAAUCAGACUUGAGGAUCUUGUUAGGAGCAUUUUCUGCUAGAAUAGUCAAGCAGUAGUCUAAUCAGAACUACCAAUAAAGAAUCGUACAUAGCACAAAUAUACAUAGGGGGGGAACAUAGAUCUCUUUUUAACCUUGUUGCUGAUUUUAACAAAAAAAAAAAAACAUUUUGUUUACAGAAUCGAAAAGAAAUGUGAUGCUCAAAUAGAAACCUAGAGAUUAUCUACAAACACGGCAUGAGUGGUAGACCGGGAAAUUACUAUGGUAGCAAUUCCUCAGUUUAAUGACCUGGGAACAGUUGAAUACAAAUUUCAAUGCACGACAAUUAUCUUAAAAGAAAUUGCAACGUUGUGUAGAAAAUAGAGGACACGAGAUCUAGCCAGGGGGCACGAUGACAAGCACGGGCUGUUAAAGACAAGUGUCUAGAAAGAAAAUCAAUACACCAAUCCCAUCACUCGGAAUUGGGAUGUAAAUAUUUCAACAGGUGAUGUCAGCGCAGUAUAUAUAGUGGAGGUCCGGGCGAGUGUUCCACAGAAUAUCGAAAAGCACAGAAACUCACAUCGAACUUUCUCGGUUGCAAGUGAACUCCACGACGUCCUUCAGCACCAUGGUCAGCAGCCGCACACUCCUGCUCUGCAUCACCUGCUCGGUCCUGUUUGUGCUGGUCUACUGCGAGGAGUCUCUGGAAGUCCGGUCCAUAGACAACUCUAACAAAAGCCAAGAAGAGAAAGAACUGAUUGAAGCGCUGCAAGAAGUUCUGGAAAAGCUGAAAAGCAAGAGACUGCCGUCUGCAGAGAAGAAGCUGGGCUGGGUCCCGUCGUGUGAUGCGGGAGAGCAGUGCGCAGUUCGGAAGGGCUCCAGGAUCGGAAAGUUGUGCAACUGCCCGAGAGGGACAUCCUGCAACUUCUACAUCCUCAAGUGUUUAUAGAGAGAUGGAUUGGGCGGGAGUGUGUGUGUGUGAGAGAGAGUCAGAGAGUGAGGCUGACACACAGCCAGCGGAAGUACCUCUGGCUCGCCUCUCAUCCUCACAGAGAGCGCCAGGAAGACUGUCGUUGAUCCCCAUCCAAAAGCAAUUUUUGUUAUAUUUAUUCUGUACAAAAAAAAAAAAAAUUAAAAAAGAAUAAAAAUUGAAACGCCCGUCUCCUGCCUGUGCUGUUUCACAGGGCAAUGCUGUAUAAUAAAUAUUUGCUUCUGCAUAAAUGCAGCGUCACCACCCCCAUUGUGAUGGUAUAGAAUAAAGGUCCAUACGGAGACCCGGAGCCUGGAUUCGAACCCAUAACGCACACCCAGAAAGCGCUACUCACUGUGUCCGAUAUACAAAACAAACAGCAACACGGGUUCAGUAAUGAAUGGGGUUACGUUGCAUGUUAGUGUAGAGCGAUUAUCACAUCAAUAAAUAAAAUAAUUAUUAAAUUAUUAAAAAUAAAUAAAAUACAAUUGCAUUUAUCUAUUCAUAGUUUCCUUAUUAUUUGACACAACAGUUGAGUGAAGUCCAUGCGAUUGGUAAAAUGCUUUGAACUGUAACAAGCCGGUUAGUGCACAGCAUUUUCUAUAGUGUGUGUGUGUGUGUGUGUGUGUGUGUGUGUGUGUG
Molecule: messenger RNA, 1786 nt
Organism: Polyodon spathula (Mississippi paddlefish)
Lineage: Eukaryota; Metazoa; Chordata; Actinopteri; Acipenseriformes; Polyodontidae
Product: cocaine- and amphetamine-regulated transcript protein-like
Exons: 3
Coding region: 803-1123 (106 amino acids)
Biological process (GO): adult feeding behavior; positive regulation of MAPK cascade; negative regulation of appetite
Molecular function (GO): neuropeptide hormone activity
Source: RefSeq, a predicted model, not a curated record